AUGAUGAUGGUUAUAACACUGGAAAGCUUUGAUGGAAUUGUAAGUAGAGUUGGUGCCUCUAGCCCAAGGUCGGUGGCUAGAAUGGAUGGAGAUAUUAUCAUAGGAGCUUUGUUUUCUGUACACCACCAGCCACCUGCUGAAAGGGUACCAGAGAGAAAAUGUGGAGAAAUCAGAGAACAGUAUGGCAUCCAGAGGGUAGAAGCCAUGUUUCACACAUUGGAUCUGAUUAACAUGGACCAGACGUUGCUACCCAACAUUACCCUGGGGACAGAAAUACGAGACUCUUGUUGGCAUUCAUCUGUAGCCCUGGAGCAAAGCAUAGAAUUCAUACGAGAUUCUCUAAUUUCCAUAAGAGAUGACAAAGAUGGCAUCAGCAAAUGUUUAGAUGCCACACCAACCCCUCAGGGCAGAAUUAAAAAGCCUAUUGCUGGCGUGAUUGGACCAGGGUCUAGUUCUGUAGCAAUCCAAGUUCAGAACCUGUUGCAACUUUUUGAUAUACCACAGAUCGCUUAUUCUGCAACAAGUAUUGACCUGAGUGACAAAACUUUAUUUAAAUACUUUCUGCGGGUGGUCCCCUCUGACAUUCUUCAAGCCAGGGCUAUACUGGACAUCGUGAAAAGAUAUAACUGGACUUAUGUGUCUGCUGUCCAUACAGAAGGAAACUAUGGAGAAAGUGGGAUGGAGGCUUUUAAAGAACUUGCUGCACAAGAAGGCCUGUGCAUUGCCCACACUGACAAGAUCUACAGCAAUGCAGGAGAGAAAAGCUUUGACCGACUGCUCAGAAAACUUCGUGAAAGAUUGCCAAAAGCAAGAGUGGUGGUUUGUUUUUGUGAGGGAAUGACAGUGCGAGGACUUUUAAUGGCGAUGAAGAGAUUGGGUGUGAUCGGCGAAUUUCUUCUUCUUGGAAGUGAUGGUUGGGCAGACAGAUAUGAAGUCAUAGAUGGCUUUGAAACUGAGGCGAAUGGAGGAAUUACCAUAAAACUUCAGUCCCCAGAGGUCAGGUCCUUUGAUGACUAUUUUCUAAGCCUACGUUUGGACACCAAUUCACGAAAUCCUUGGUUUAGUGAGUUUUGGCAAUACCGAUUCCAGUGUCGUAUUCCAGGACAUCCUCAAGAAAAUACCAACUUUAAAAAGAUUUGUAAAGGCAAUGAAAGCUUAGAAGAAAAUUAUGUGCAGGACAGCAAAAUGGGAUUUGUCAUCAAUGCAAUCUAUGCAAUGGCUCAUGGCCUCCAUGACAUGCAUGAAUCCAUGUGCCCAGGUCAUGUCGGUCUGUGUGAUGCAAUGAGGCCUAUUGAUGGAAGCAAACUGCUUGAAUUCCUAAUAAAAAGUUCAUUUGUUGGUGUUUCUGGGGAAGAUAUUUGGUUUGAUGAAAAAGGAGAUGCCCCAGGAAGAUAUGAUAUCAUGAAUCUUCAAUUCAUUGAGCCAAACAGCUACGAUUAUGUUCUUAUAGGAACUUGGCAUGAAGGAAUUUUAAAUAUUGAUGACGAUAGGAUACAGAUGAAUAAAAGUGGGAUGGUGCGAUCUGUCUGCAGUGAUCCUUGCUCAAAAGGACAAAUAAAGGUGAUCAGGAAGGGUGAAGUAAGCUGUUGCUGGAUCUGUACCCCUUGUAAAGAAAAUGAGUUUGUACUGGAUGAAUUUACAUGCAAGGCUUGUGAUUUGGGCUGGUGGCCCAACCUAGGACUGACAGGUUGUGAACCGAUAGUUAUAAAAUAUCUAAUGUGGAGUGACAUAGAAUCCGUCAUUGCUGUGGCCUUCUCCUGUGUGGGCAUUCUCAUCACUAUGUUUGUCACACUGAUCUUCAUUCUCUACAGAGACACACCUGUGGUUAAGUCAUCAAGUCGAGAGCUCUGCUUCAUUAUCCUGGCUGGGAUUUUUCUAGGUUAUAUAUGUCCUUUCACACUACUGGCCAGGCCCACAACAACUUCUUGUUAUCUGCAACGUCUAUUGGUUGGCCUCUCCUCAGCAAUGUGUUACUCUGCCCUGGUGACCAAGACCAAUCGUAUUGCCCGAAUACUAGCAGGAAGUAAAAAGAAAAUUUGUACACGUAAACCUCGUUUUAUGAGUGCUUGUGCUCAACUGAUCAUUGCUUCAGUACUGAUUAGUCUGCAGCUUACUUUGGUAGUCACCUUGAUUAUCAUGGAGCCCCCAAUGCCGAUCCUUUCUUAUCCAAGCAUUAAAGAAGUCUACUUGAUCUGCAACACUAGUAAUUUAGGUGUGGUGGCUCCUCUGGGCUACAACGGCCUUCUGAUAAUGAGCUGCACCUACUAUGCAUUCAAGACUCGCAAUGUUCCAGCAAACUUCAACGAAGCUAAAUAUAUUGCAUUCACAAUGUACACUACUUGCAUCAUCUGGCUGGCAUUUGUUCCAAUCUAUUUUGGGAGCAAUUACAAGAUUAUUACCACAUCUUUUGCUGUCAGUCUUAGUGUCACAGUUGCUUUGGGCUGUAUGUUUACACCCAAAAUGUAUAUAAUUAUUGCCAAACCGGAAAGGAACGUUCGGAGUGCAUUCACCACCUCUGAUGUGGUACGUAUGCAUGUUGGAGAUGGAAAAACACCAUGCAGGUCAAACACCUUCUUCAGCAUCUUCAGAAGAAAGAAACCAAGUGCUGGGAAUACAAAUUCUAAUGGAAAGUCUGUGUCAUGGUCUGAACCAGGUGGAAGACAAGUACAGAAGGGCCAACACAUGUGGCACAGACUAUCAGUGCACGUGAAGACCAAGGAGGCAGGAUCAUCAAACCAGACAGCUGUGAUAAAGCCCAUAACCAAAGGCUACCAAAUUCAGAGCAAGAGCCUCACAUUUUCAGAUACUAGCACUAACGCUUUCUACAAUGUGGAAGAGGAAGAAGAAAAUGAGCCAGCAAUGUUGAACCUACCAAGUAGUCCAUCCAUGAUGAUACAUAGGCGAUUGAAUGCAACUCCUCCACCUUCUCAAGAAUUUGAGGAGGGAUCAGUAUAUCUGUCAGAUCAAGUCUCUAAAAGCUUACCACUGCAAAAGUCUAUUUUAGAUCAGCUACAUGGGGUUAUCAACAAAUUCUCAACCGGAAUUCCAGACUUUAACUCUGUUAUUCCAAUUCCCGGGCCAGAGAAAGGUUUUGACUCCAUCUACCCUACUCAGCAAGUGCUUCCACUUCAGAUGGUGGCUUUCAGUGAAGGUGUAGACUCCUCCACUGAGGAGGUAGAGAAUGAAAAAUUAAACCUUAUUCGGGAUUAUAUGUAUGAUAGCACAGAUACACCUGAUGAAGAACUUGUUCCAAGCAAAUUAGUGCUGGAGGACUCGCCUGCUUUGACUCCUCCAUCCCCUUUUCGGGAUUCAGUAGCGUCAGGCAGUUCUGUGCCUAGUUCACCUGUGUCGGAGUCAGUACUCUGCACACCCCCAAGUGUGACAUAUGCUUCAGUUAUUUUGAGAGACUAUAAGCAAACCUCAUCCACUUUGUAG
This is a messenger RNA of Bufo gargarizans (Asiatic toad), 3435 nucleotides long. It is a transcript of the gene GRM1, whose product is annotated as glutamate metabotropic receptor 1. Lineage: Eukaryota; Metazoa; Chordata; Amphibia; Anura; Bufonidae. The transcript has 8 exons. The record is from RefSeq and is a predicted model, not a curated record. Gene Ontology annotation, biological process: regulation of synaptic transmission, glutamatergic; G protein-coupled glutamate receptor signaling pathway. The coding region runs from base 1 to 3435 and encodes 1144 amino acids. Gene Ontology annotation, molecular function: adenylate cyclase inhibiting G protein-coupled glutamate receptor activity; G protein-coupled receptor activity involved in regulation of postsynaptic membrane potential. Gene Ontology annotation, cellular component: postsynaptic density membrane.